Cydia splendana is the source of this 2166-nucleotide messenger RNA. RefSeq names its product CYFIP-related Rac1 interactor B. Gene Ontology annotation, molecular function: small GTPase binding. Bases 285 to 1271 code for a protein of 328 amino acids. NCBI's taxonomy places the organism in Eukaryota, Metazoa, Arthropoda, Insecta, Lepidoptera, Tortricidae. The transcript is spliced from 4 exons. Gene Ontology annotation, biological process: regulation of actin filament polymerization. The record is from RefSeq and is a predicted model, not a curated record.
UCGCCCUGCCUUCUGUCUGAGGACGGUGGUUUCGUUUGUCGCAGUCGGGCUGGGCUGGGUCGCUGUGUGCUGUGUUCGCGUAGUAUUUGGGCGUGUUAAAUAUAUUUUAAUAAAUCGAAGGACGGUGAAUUUUGUAUAAAAACGUUACAUAAUAAAACAAAGAAUAAAAGUGUAUAAUUUUCAAACAGAAGUGCUCUUCCAAGACAGUUAUCAUAGGCGAUGAUACCUUUGCCACUGAUGAGUAAUAUUUAAUAGUACAGUGAAUUAUUUUUAUAUAAACAAAAAUGGGGAAGUUGUUGAGUCUUUUGGCCCGUGACGACUCGAAUUGUUGUUCGUCGCCGCGCUACGAUAUCUUUUUGGAUUUCGAGAACGCUGCGCCCACGGAAACAGAGAAGGAAGUGUACGAGGAAGUUCAGAGAGUUUUGUUGGAGUCUGAGAAGAUUUUGGAGGAGAUACAGUGUUAUAAGGGGGCUGGGAAGGAGAUACGAGAGGCUAUAGCGGAUCCGUCGCGGAUAUCUCAGGAGCGAGCCUGGCGCGCGGUCAAACCGCUGGUGGAUAAGCUGCUGCGAUGCUACAACCACUCUGUGGAGCUACAGCGGGUAGUGCCGCGGUUAUUGGGCUCACUGGUCGGCGGCGCCAUGAGUCCGACGCAGCACCUCGAGCAGCAGCAGGCCCUCGUCAAACAGUUCGCUGAAAUACUGGAGUUUGUGCUCAAGUUCGACGAAUACAAGAUGAAAACGCCAGCGAUCCAAAACGACUUCAGCUACUACCGCCGCAGUGUAUCCCGAGGCGGCCUGAUCAACCCAGACCUACCCCCCGACGAAUCCAACAUCAGCGCAGAAAUCGCAAACCGCAUGUCGCUCUUCUACGCUCAAGCCACACCCAUGCUCAAAGUGUUGUCAGAGGCUACCAGUCAGUUUGUGAACGACAAUCAACAGGAUUUAGAAAACACUACGGAAACGCUCAGCACAAUGGCUAAAGUGUGUUUAAGGAUGUUAGAAAACCCAAAACUCGUAGCUCAGUUCAGCCGCGAAGAAACCUCGCUCCUAGUACUCCGCGUCAUGGUAGGCCUAAUCAUCCUCUACGACUGGGUCCACCCAUCCGGCGCUUUCUGCCGCUCCUCCUCAGUUGACGUCAAAGGCUGCGUCAAGUUCCUACAACAGCAGACCCCGGCCAAGGCAGAGCCUCUGCUGAACGCCCUCAGGUAUACAACCAAACACCUGAAUCAUCAGACGACGCCGAAGAAUAUCAAGACGCUGCUAGCGGCGUGAGGUCAACAUUCCAGCCUUGCAUGUUGCUGUGGGGAAUGAAUCGACAAUAAAUUAGGGGAUUUCUCAUCGGCGCAUUUACGUUGCUGUAGUGUAGCUGCGUUACUUGUUCACACACUGUUUUCAUUGACACGGAAACAGUAUUCCGAGACCACUGUACAAUCGCCAUGAGAUAUAUCGGAACGGCAAAGUUGUUCACAAUAUCUGAACACGCACUCUAACGCCCUGACAAUAGAGGCGUGUUCAGAUAUUUGUGAGGGCCUUAGCCGAUCCGAUAUAUCUCAUGGCGACUGUACAAUACUGUAGUACAGCCAGUGUGAACGGACGCUUAGGGUCUAACACUGUCUGGGGAACCUUGUCAACUUCUGCACUAAAUUACUCACGACAUAAAUAAAAAAUACUCGUAGCCACUACCGAAUACAGAACCUCCUCCUUAAAUUUAAGUUGGUUAAUGAGAUUCCUAUCCAAAAUUAAAUCACAGAGAAAUUAUUUAGUGCAAGAUAAUUUUAGUUUUCUUGUGCAAUACUUAGUCCCAAAUUUUACAAUAGGAAGAAUUGAAUGUUAUGUAUUUGGGUAAAAUUAUGUGUGUCAUCGUUUAAAUAUGUAGUACCUAAGCGGUAAAUGCAUUUUUGCCAUGGUUCCCCAAUGACAGCAUAUUUUUAAAUAUAUUGCAUGAAGUGAAGGUAAAACUAGUUAGUUAUUCGAAACCGAGAAUUUUUACCAUCAUCCAAUAAAUUAUGCAUUGCGCAUUGUAGAUUACACUAGCCAACCGCGUUAGAUUAAGCAGGAAUAGGAUAUUUUAUAACCACACCGUUUUGUAAUAACCUUUUACCAUGUAUAGUAUUGUAGCAGCAUUCGUUGUUUGAACGGAUCUUAAGAUAUACACCUAUACAAGCAA